This is a messenger RNA of Thamnophis sirtalis, 2296 nucleotides long. RefSeq names its product interferon related developmental regulator 2 (gene IFRD2). The record is from RefSeq and is a predicted model, not a curated record. NCBI's taxonomy places the organism in Eukaryota, Metazoa, Chordata, Lepidosauria, Squamata, Natricidae.
AUCAAUCACGGAAAGGAAAAUGGUGGUGGAGCGAACGGCGUGGUUCCCCUGUGAGGCAGCGACUGUACCCGUCGAUCUACAACGUAGAGGCGCCGCCCGGUCAGAAACCGUCUCCUGAUAACCGCUCGGUUUAGCCAUGCCCCGAUCACGCCGGGGAGAAGGAUCCCGCCGAGGCGGGCGAGGUGCUCGUAGCAACCCCAAGAUGGAGUCUCCAGCAAGUGAUGAUGAAGCAGCUAGUGAAGUGCUCAGUCAUUACAGCAGUGCCAGUGAAAGUGCCAGUAUAGCUGAGGAAGUGACUGGAGGGGAAGCAGUAGAUGAGCAAGCACAGCAAGAGGAGAUGGAAGAUAAAUUGAAAGAAUGCAUUGACAAUGUAAUGGACAAAAGUGCCAAGACCCGGCAGGCUGCCCUCGAGAGCCUGCGGCUAGCAUUCUCCUCCAAGACGCUCUUUGACUUCCUGUUGGAACGCAGGCUCACCGUCACAGAUUCCUUAGAGAAGUGCCUGAAGAAAGGUAAAGGGGAGGAGCAGGCCCUUGCUGCUACUGUUCUUACACUACUGUGCCUUCAGAUGGGCUCAGGGCCAGAAGGUGAGGAGAUCUUUCGCAGUCUGAAGCCGCUCCUCAUCACCAUCCUGACUGACUCCUCAGCCAGCCCUGUUGCUCGGCAGAGCUGUGCAACCGCUCUUGGGAUGUGCUGCUAUGUUGCUGCUGCAGAUAUGGAGGACCUGGUAACCUGUCUGGUCUGCCUGGAAGGUAUCUUUGCCACUUCAUGCAGCGAGGAUGCCAGCUUGGCACCCACCCACCACAGUCCUCUACUCCAGAUCUUGCAUUGCAAUGCACUUCUGUCUUGGUCGCUGCUCCUCACCAUCUGCCCAAGCACCCAGAUUAAGAAGAUCCUGGAUGAACAUUUACCUAAACUGUCUCUGAUGCUCUCCAGUGAUAAUGUCAACCUGCGGAUUGUGGCCGGUGAAACAAUUGCACUUCUAUUUGAACUGGCCCGGGACAUAGAGGAGGACUUCUUUUAUGAGGACACUGACCUGCUGUGCACCAAACUAAAAGCCUUGGCCACUGACAGCAACAAGUAUCGAGCCAAAACAGACCGACGCAAGCAACGCUCCAUCUUCCGUGAUGUCCUGCAUUAUAUUGAGAAUGGGGAGUGCCAUGAGGAGACCAUCAAGUUUGGACUGGAGUGCAUGUAUGUGGACAGUUGGGCAAGGAGAAGAACAUACAAUGCCUUCAAAGAGGCUCUUGGUUCCGGUGUCAGACACCACCUGCAGAACAAUGAGUUGUUACGGGACACAUUUGAACUGGGUCCGCCACUAGUCCUGGAUGCAGCCACUGUUAAAGCGAACAAGAUCUCACGCUUUGAGAAGCACCUGUAUAAUUCAGCUGCCUUCAAAGCCCGAACGAAAGCAAGGAGCCGUGUUCGAGAUAAGCGAGCUGACGUCCUCUGAGGACUUCUUUCCUUCUCCUCUUCCUGCCUUCCAUAGAAGCCAAUGAACUACCACAGACCCGGACCACUGUGAACCUUGCAAGAGUGGAGAGAUCCUGAGGCAGAAGCCCCCACAAGGCCUCAGCCCAUUGAAAAAUUGGGCUUGGGCCCUGUCCCCCUCAACACCCCCCCACCUUUCUUUGGGGGCUUUUAUAUAUGUACAGAAUAAUAUUUAAAUGUCUUGGAUGUUUGAAUUAUGGUGGGAUGACAAUGGGCAGGCGCCAUUUUUAUUUUUUUAACCAAAAAUUUAAGCGAGGUUAGGUGGUGGGGAGAUUUUUCUCUCACCCCUGCUGCUUUUUUUAAGCCAGUAAUUUUUUAACCCCUUUCCCCCUAUCUCCAUUACUGAAUGUAUUAAUCAAAGACUGAAACUUCUCCCUUUGCCUCCUGCAGUUGUGAAUUUUCCCAGUGAGGACUUUGGUGGAGAAGGUGGUUUUAGGAUAAGGUUAUCAACAGCAGCAUCCAAAAUGGAGGCUGUGAAAGGACUGGUUUGAGGUUGGGUGCCUUGGGAUUUUCCCCUCUGGUAUAUUUGCUGUGAGAAGGAUGAAAUGGACUUUAGAAAUCAGUGUAGAUGAUUAAAAGUUAGGCUUCAUAGCACAUGAAGAAAUUAUACCUCUUCUCUCUUGACACAGUUGGUUAACAUUAUUGGCCAAAUUCUUGUAUCAUAUUUAUCACCACUUGUUGUUUUCUUCCUGCUCUUUGGGAGUCAGCUUUGCUCCUCACUUUAUUUAUUUUUAAUGGGAAAUUACUCUAUUUUGAUGACAAAAGGAGAAGCCAAACAAAGCUGAGCCUCAGGCUGAAACAAGGCAUU